Molecule: messenger RNA, 2326 nt
Organism: Eublepharis macularius
Lineage: Eukaryota; Metazoa; Chordata; Lepidosauria; Squamata; Eublepharidae
Gene: DPH1
Product: diphthamide biosynthesis 1
Exons: 12
Coding region: 21-1316 (431 amino acids)
Biological process (GO): protein histidyl modification to diphthamide
Molecular function (GO): 2-(3-amino-3-carboxypropyl)histidine synthase activity
Source: RefSeq, a predicted model, not a curated record
UCCACGUGGGUUUUGCAGCCAUGGAGGAUUCUGCCACUGCGGAAGCGGGGAAAGUCGCGUCUGUUCCGGCCCCAGCUCGCCAGGCCCGACGACGCCAAGUAGCUCACCAGAUCCCCCAAGAGAUCCUGUCAGACCCAGAACUCCAGGCAGCUGUGAAAGCCCUUCCUUCAAACUACAACUUUGAGAUCUACAAGACUGUGUGGCGAAUCCGGCAGGCCCAGGCGAAACGGGUGGCGCUGCAGAUGCCUGAAGGCCUCCUCCUGUUUGCUUGUACCCUUGCUGACAUCAUUAAGAGGUUCACUGGAGCAGAAGCUGUUGUGAUGGGCGAUGUGACCUAUGGAGCCUGUUGCGUGGAUGACUUUACAGCCCGGGCGUUGGGAGCUGACUUCCUGGUGCACUACGGCCACAGCUGUCUGGUUCCGAUUGAUUCCACAUGGGGGUUGAAAAUGCUGUACAUCUUCGUAGACAUCAAGAUUGACACAACCCAUUUUGUGGAGACUCUGCGCUUCAACUUUUCUGCAGGGUCCAAACUGGCGCUGGUCAGCACGAUUCAGUUUGUGACUGCCCUUCAGGCUGCCACUCAAGAGCUUCGUUCAGAUUAUACUGUCUGCACUCCACAAUGCAAGCCUCUCUCACCUGGGGAGAUAUUAGGGUGUACAUCCCCGCGGCUGGCACAGGACACGGAUGCUAUUGUGUACCUUGGGGAUGGUCGCUUCCACCUGGAAUCCAUCAUGAUUGCCAACCCAGGAAUUCCUGCGUACAGGUACGAUCCCUACAGCAAAGUCUUCUCACAAGAGCACUAUGACCACAAACGCAUGCAGGAGUCACGCAAGCAAGCCAUCCGCCAAGCAUCCCGGGCCUCCAAGUGGGGACUCAUCCUGGGGACCUUGGGGCGCCAGGGGUCCCCAGCUAUCCUACAGCACUUAGAAUCAAGCCUCCAAGCUUUGAAGCGCCCCUUCAUCCGCCUUUUGCUCUCGGAGAUCUUCCCGGGCAAGCUGCAGCUCUUCCCUGAUGUUGAGGCGUGGGUGCAGGUGGCAUGCCCCCGACUCUCCAUUGACUGGGGAGAGGCAUUUGACAAACCUCUGCUGACGCCCUACGAGGCUGCCGUGGCUCUGCAGCAGGUUUCGUGGCAGGAGACCUACCCUAUGGAUUUCUAUGCCAGCCAGUCCUUAGGACCCUGGACGGUGAACCACAGCUCCCACCGCUCUCAACGGGGGAGCACCAUCAAAGAGGUGAAAUCGGCAGAGCCCACACCACCUACGAGAGCGAGCAGAGGCUGCCAAGAGGAGCUGACACCACAACCACAGCAGCCUUGAAGCCCCGAAGUGUCCCCGAGGCCUAACCUUGCUUGACCAAGCCCCCAGCUGUUAAGCAGGGAGAACGAGCCACAGCCUCAGCACGCUGAGGAGCAACAGGCCAUGAGCUUUGGGAGGCAGGAGCCAGGAAUCUUCUGGGGGGAUCUCCCUCCAAAGUGGGGGUAACAGCUGCUAAUUUUCUGUACCGCCAACCGUGGUCACGCUGCAUUCUGUUCAAGAGGGCACUGAUCCAACUCAGCAUUGGGGUAGUCGGACAGCAAAGGAGGGAAGGAAGUUCCCUGUUUCUAUUCCUUGCAGGCUUAGUGUAAGAUUGGGGGAAAGAUACCAGGGUGGAGGCACUUGUAAAGUGGGGCAGGUGGUUGAACAGUAGGUUGCUGUCCAAACCUUCCCAAUGGCUUGUGGUUCAGAAGCCAGAAUCUCCAAGCCCGAUUUCCAGUGUACUUGGCUGGAGCAAAGGCCAUGGAGUGGGCAGGGAGAGGCUGGCCUCUUCGUGCACUGCAGCUUCUGAGGACUGGACCUGGCAGGGGGUUGCAUCCUGUGUCCCCCUUCCUUGCCUUAGUCAUAAAAGCUGCUUGGGCAAUGGAGGGGGCAUUGGCAUCUCGGAGUUGGGUCUCCCCUGCUGCAGCCAACACCUAGCUGGGUCUUUCUUUCCUCCCUGACAAACCAGGAAGCAGAUCUUCUCUGCCCCUGGUGCCAGAUGGGUGGAAAGUUCAGCAGAAAGACCUUUGUGCGUGGAGGGUGGGGGUGGGGGUGGCACUGCAAGUAAGCAUAGACAUUCUCUUGAAGGCAAAACCAAACUAUCUGAAGACUACGACAGCCCAGGAAGCAGGGGGGGGGGGAGAAUAUACCGGUUUCUACCACAGAAUGCCUUCCUCCUUCGAAGAGGAUGAAUUAACUUUGGUUAUGGUAGGCCAUUAGUUAAUCGUGCAUAUUGGAGGGAGGGGGAUUAAAAAGCAUACGUGCUAUUUCUUUUCCACUUCAGUAAAUGUUUAUUAAAAGAAUUUGGAUUG